Molecule: messenger RNA, 480 nt
Organism: Coffea arabica (coffee)
Lineage: Eukaryota; Viridiplantae; Streptophyta; Magnoliopsida; Gentianales; Rubiaceae
Source: RefSeq, a predicted model, not a curated record
AUGGCCUUAAAAAAAGUGGCCCAGCAUUUCGGCAACCUGGUUGAUAUCUCUGCUUACGCUAAUCGACACGCUUUCAUUCAUUUGCCCCAAUGGGUUGUUGAAGAACGCCGAGAACGACGGCGUAUGGACAUUCUUGAGAGGAAAGGUGUUUCUACCCCUUCUGAACCGUAUAUUUGCUCUGUUUGCGGGAGAAAAUGUAAGACACAUUUGGAUUUAAAGAAGCAUUUUAGGCAGUUGCAUGAGAGGGAGAGGCAAAAGAAGCUGAACAGAAUGAGGUCAUUGAAAGGUAAGAAACGACAGCGUUUUAAAGAAAGGUUUAUUGAUGGCAAUGAGAAGUAUAAUGAAGCUGCAAGGACUUUGACUUCGCCGAAAGUUGGGUAUGGAUUAGCCUCCGAGCUUAGGCGAGCUGGGGUGUUUGUGAAAACGGUGGAGGAUAAGCCACAGGAAAAUUUUACCAACAUUCCAAAGCCCCACAGUUAA